Messenger RNA from Sebastes umbrosus (honeycomb rockfish), 3447 nucleotides. It is a transcript of the gene il13ra2, whose product is annotated as interleukin 13 receptor, alpha 2. Gene Ontology annotation, biological process: cytokine-mediated signaling pathway. The record is from RefSeq and is a predicted model, not a curated record. The coding region runs from base 169 to 1191 and encodes 340 amino acids. Gene Ontology annotation, cellular component: external side of plasma membrane. NCBI's taxonomy places the organism in Eukaryota, Metazoa, Chordata, Actinopteri, Perciformes, Sebastidae. The transcript is spliced from 9 exons. Gene Ontology annotation, molecular function: cytokine receptor activity; protein binding.
ACAGGAAGAGCUAACAUGAAAUGAUAUGUAUGCAAAUAUGAGCAGCAGCCACAGUCUGACAGUCCACCCACGCAGUGUGUGUGUCAGUCUCCUAAACUCUGCCUGAACCUGCCUCAGAGGAAAACGCUCUCUAACAUUCAUUCUUGGUUAUAAACGUGCACACAUCUGAUGGCGAGUAAAUCCUGGCUCAUACUAAUGCUGCUCUUAAUAACCUGGAGGGAGAGCAUGCGCUGCGAUGGACUUACAGUUGCAGUGGAUCCUCCUGAGGACCUUGUGAUAUCAGACCCUGGUCUUCUUGGACGUCUCCAGAUCACAUGGAGCCCCCCAGCUAGCUUGAUUAAUAUGACAGAUUGCUCAGAACUGUAUCAGCUGGAGUACUUCGACACAUACAGGGACAGCUGGAAUCUCAUCAGGAUGAUUAAGAGGACACACAGUGCCCAGUUUGAUCUGAUGAAAGACGUGCAAGUGAGAGUGUACACCUUGCUGAGUGGACCCUGCACCGACGGCACUAUGAUCAAGAGCACGAGCUACACUGAGGUGGUACAGAAACCUCCCAGCACAGGUAUUGUGGGUACUGCAGUCCAGGAUUUUGUCUGUGUAUACCAUAACAGGAAGUACAUGGAGUGCAAAUGGGGAAGAAGCCAAAAGAUGCCGGUCUACUCACAGCAAACUCUAUUUUUCUGGUAUAAGGAGCUGGAACAGGCAGAGGAAUGCCCAAAAUAUGUUAUUUCAAGCGGAACCAGGAGCGGCUGCAACUUCACGGGGAAAUCUCUCCCUGAAUUCACAGAUAUCAACUUCUGUGUGAAUGGCUCCUCUCCUGAAGGGCCCCUGAAAGCAUCAUUCAUCUCCCUGCAAAUCCAAAACCACGUGAAGCCUGAGACCAUAGAGAAGCUGCUUCUGCAAACAGGUCCAGACGCGCAGCUGCAGCUAAACUGGGAUGGUCCUGUUGGGAGGGUUCCUGUAAGCUGCCUAGACUGGGAGGUGGAACACAAUCAAGAGGGACCUGAUGGAAAAAUUACUUCGGAGCGGAUUUCAACCAAACAGAUGAGCCUAACGCUGCCCUCCACCCACGACAAUGAGAGAAACUGCUUCAGGGUUCGGUCCAAGUUGUCCAAAUAUUGUGCAGACAAGGGUUUUUGGAGCGAGUGGAGUCAUCCGACAUGCCGCCCAGUGUCUACACCUUCCAGGUAAAGAGUGGGAGUUGAUCACAACAAGGACUGCAGUGCACACAUAGUGAUUUUUUUCUCCAUUGCCUAAUAUGAUGUUGUUUUGUUAAUCACUUGAGGUUAAUAGCUGUACUUUUGGAGGUACUGACUUGACAGGUAUGAUCUAGUUUUUUACCAAUGUAUCUAAUCUGAGGGCUGGUUGAUUUCUGAGGCUCUUAGCAAAAUAGGAUGUAUUCUGCUGAGUGUGCUGAACUGUAUGGGUAUUUGAAGGCAACAACAUUGCACAAAGAAUGGCUCCACAACUUCCGCAUCCGUCACGUGAAUCCAGAGUUAUUUCCCUUCCUCCGUUCACACCGUCAACAACGUGUCAUAUAUUUGGGGUACUACAUAUGUGCACUAAAAUCUGGUCUGCACUCGCCAAAAUUGAGCCAAUCGCAAUGCACGACCGCAGCUUCAGUUACACUGCACAUGUGUUGUACCCUAUACUCCAAGACCCGUGUCCGCCCUUGUCCCAGCCUCCUUCAAUAGGCCUCGGUUACUGAGCCAUGUGACUGAACAGACGCUACUGUGCCUGCUCCAUGGGCCCAAUGGAUGCGGAAGAUCGCCGGAAGAUCUGGGUACUCUUCCAUUCGGAAGUCAAGCCAUUUUGGCAUCAUGCGCCUCUGAGCAACUUUCAUUGGAAUGAACGGGGCCCCGCCUUCUAUGCUGUAUCCAGUUUCCUUAAUACAUCCAUGGUCAAUAGGGGUCAAGGAGUUCAUUUUUGCCUUCAGAAGGUAAAUGGCUGUAGGCCACAGACUGCCUUUUCACCUAAUUUACAAGUGUUGAAAUUGGCCUCAGAUAUUCCUGUCUCCACUCUUGUUAAAAUCUCCUUAUAAUGAAAUAACUUAUUGAGUGUUUUAUUUUGAUGUCUAAUAGUUGACUACUUUCCUCUCUUGCCAGUUUAAAUUACCAUUUCUACCAAUACUGAGAAAAAUUGACCUAAAAUAUCUGUAGCUUCAGGUUGUUAAAUAAAACUCAUUGUCAUUCUGCUUUGAAGCAUCACAAUGUUGUCACAGAAUAAAUAUUUUGAUGUGCAGGUGUGAGUCUCCUUCAUUGCACACCACGUGGUUGAUACACAAGGGUCAGUAUUAGGCCCCCUGUUGUUUUCUGUACAUUAAUAAUAUUUAUUUUCCUUACUGAACAUUGCAAUGUCUAUUUUUAUGCUGACGAUACCAUCUUGUAUUCCAUCGCCUCUACUGCAAACCAGGCCUUUCCUCAAGUUACAAUCUGCUAUUGAUGUUCUCCGGACCUCUUUUAUCAAUUUAAAACUUUCUAAACUCCAAAUAAUAUGCAUUUCACAAGAGCAUGGAGCUUUGAUGUCCCUGCUAUGUGGAAAUAUAGUACAGCAUUAUGAAUACUUAGGUAUUUGGUUAGAUAGCAAAUCUUACAUAAACUCAAAAACUUAAAAUUUAACUAGAUUCUUAUACAGGAACAGAGCUUAUCUCGCCAUACAAAACUAUACAACUACUACUUGGCAGUAGCAUUUGUUCUCAGUAUGUUCAGCAGCGUUGGUGGGUGCAUGAGAGGAAAAGUGCAAUAUUGUACAGUGCAGCAACACAAGUCAAAAUGUCUCCCAAAAAAACAAAUGGGUGUCUCAGAGAGGAGAGAGCCAGCAACUGAGCUCCAAGAGGGUCUUUAAAGAAGCCCUGGCACACAGGGCCCAGGUGUUGCCAGUGUUGCUGAUGAGCCCAGGUGUUGCCAGGUGUUGCCAGGUGUUGCCAUUUUGGUGAUGACCCUCUGCCACACCCAUUGGCAGACAGGGCGGAGACGGACGUCACACACCUUUUCAUGAGUUACUUUAAUUGUAAUUUAAAGAUUAUGCUAUCUAAACUGUGGAGUUCAAAGUGGACAACCACAGUUUAGGUUCACUUUAAAAGUUUAACUUACUAUUUCUGAACUGGGGAAAACUGGUUUCUGGUAUUAUGCACUGUGCAACACUGGAAUGAACUGCUAAAUAAACAAAAAAGUUAGAAACUUUCCUCUGAGUGACUUUAAUGUUCGUCUUGCUGAACGUUUUAAUGAUAUUUGUGACUGUUUCAAUUGUCUUAUUGUGAUGUAAUAUACAUUUAAUUUGUUCUCAGGUCUACAAAAUGCUGUAAUGAAACUCUAACACAACAAAAAUGUGUCCAAAUUACUUGUGGAUCUAUAAAAUGUCCAAAUAUGAAUAUUCAGUUUUUUUUGACAUUGUGUUCAUUCCUGUAAGCUUCAUUGUUAGGGAUGCUUUUUUAAAUGUAAAUAAACU